This is a messenger RNA of Colius striatus (speckled mousebird), 3768 nucleotides long. RefSeq names its product ubiquitin like with PHD and ring finger domains 1 (gene UHRF1). Gene Ontology annotation, biological process: negative regulation of gene expression via chromosomal CpG island methylation. The transcript has 16 exons. The record is from RefSeq and is a predicted model, not a curated record. The coding region runs from base 68 to 2431 and encodes 787 amino acids. Lineage: Eukaryota; Metazoa; Chordata; Aves; Coliiformes; Coliidae. Gene Ontology annotation, molecular function: protein binding; ubiquitin protein ligase activity.
CCCGGCCUCGGCGCGGCCCGUCCCUGGACAUCCUUCGCUCUCUCCUGCUGAAAACAGGACCGGCGCCAUGUGGAUCCAGGUGCGCACCAUGGAUGGGAAGGAGACCCACCGCGUGGAUUCGCUUUCCAAGCUCACCAAGGUGGAGGGGCUGCGGCUGCGGAUACACGAGGUUUUCGGUGUCGAGCCCCACCGGCAACGACUCUUCUACCGCGGCAAGCAGAUGGAAGAUGGUCACUCCCUUUUCGAUUACAGCGUUGGACUGAAUGAUAUUGUUCAGCUUUUGGUCAGACAAAGCCCAGCUUUGCUUCCUGCUGUUAGUAAGGAAAAGGAUUCUGAACUCUCUGACACAGAUUCUGGCUGUGGCUCGGGCCAAAGUGAAUCUGACAAAAGCUCUCACAAUGGAGAAGGUGCCAUGGAGCUGGAGGGACAGCCCAGCACGGCAGCACAGUCCGACUGGACCGACCCGGGCUUUGGCCUCUAUAAGAUCAAUGACUUGGUGGAUGCUCGAGACAUGAAUAUGGGAGCGUGGUUUGAAGCCCAGGUUGUAAAUGUGACCAGAAGAAACCCUCCCCGUCAGUCAGCUGGCAGCUGUGCAGCCCCUGCCCAGCCCACCAGCGUUGCUGAGGAAGAUGUAAUGUACCAUGUGAAAUAUGAAGAUUAUCCAGAGAACGGAGUGGUAGAAUUGAGUUCGAACGAUGUACGGGCUCGGGCAAGGACGGUUUUGAAGUGGCACCAGCUUGAAGUAGGACAAGUGGUGAUGGUCAACUAUAAUCCUGAUGAACCAAAAGAGAGAGGGUUUUGGUAUGAUGCUGAGAUCCUGCAAAAAAGGGAAACAAAGAUGAGCAAGGAGAUAAAUGCAAAGAUCUUACUUGGGGAUGCUGGUGAUUCCUUGAAUGACUGCACAAUUACCUUAGUGGAUGAGAUUUAUCAAAUUGAAGAACCAGGCAGUGCUUGUCCAGUUAGUGCCACUGCUCCAUUAAAACGACUAAAUGGACCUGUGUGUAAAGCUUGUAAGGACAACCCCAACAAGACUUGCAGAAUUUGUGCUUGCCAUAUCUGUGGAGGUAAACAAGAUCCAGAUAAACAGCUAAUGUGUGAUGAGUGUGAUAUGGCUUUCCACAUCUACUGCCUCAACCCUCCCCUUAGUAGUAUACCAGAUGAUGAGGAUUGGUAUUGCCCCGAGUGUCGAAAUGAUGCAAGUGAGGUGGUUUUAGCAGGAGAGAGAUUAAAAGAAAGCAAAAAGAAACAAAAGAUGGCAUCAGCUAAUUCAUCCUCACGGAGAGACUGGGGCAAGGGCAUGGCAUGUGUUGGUCGCACGAAGGAAUGUACCAUUGUCCCCUCCAACCACUAUGGACCAAUUCCUGGGAUUCCAGUUGGCACCAUGUGGAAGUUCAGAGUUCAGGUGAGUGAAUCUGGUGUCCACAGGCCCCACGUAGCAGGAAUCCAUGGCAGGAGUAAUGAUGGUGCCUAUUCCUUGGUUCUGGCAGGAGGCUAUGAAGAUGACAUAGAUCAUGGGAAUUCCUUCACAUACACAGGGAGUGGAGGGCGGGAUCUUUCUGGCAACAAGCGCACAGCGGAACAGUCCUGUGAUCAGAAACUCACCAACAUGAACAGAGCUCUGGCUCUGAACUGCAGUGCCCCCAUCAACGACAAGAACGGAGCCGAAGCCAAGGACUGGCGAGCUGGGAAGCCCGUGCGAGUGGUGAGGAAUGUAAAAGGAGGAAAGCACAGCAAAUAUGCUCCUGUGGAAGGCAACAGAUAUGAUGGAAUAUAUAAGGUCGUGAAGUACUGGCCUGAGACAGGGAAAUCUGGAUUUCUAGUGUGGCGUUACUUGCUUAGGAGGGAUGAUGAAGAACCUGCUCCUUGGACCAAAGAAGGAAAGGACAGGAUGAAAAAGCUUGGCCUGACCAUGCAGUAUCCUGAAGGGUAUUUGGAAGCUGUGGCAAACAAAGAUAAGGAAAAAGAAAAUAAUGGAGAGGAUGAGUUUGAUACCCCGGGGAAAGGAAAGAGGAAAAGGAAAUCAGCAGGUGGGGAGGAAAAACUCAUCACCUCUCCUACAGGGACUCCAAAGAAAACUAAAGUUGAGCCAUACAAGCUGACAUCUCAGCAAAAGUCUCUUAUUAAAAAUGAUGAAGCCAAUGAAAAACUGUGGAAUGAAGUACUGGAAGCUCUCAAGGACGGGCCGAAAUUUCUCAGUAAAGUUGAGGAAGCCUUUCUGUGCAUCUGCUGUCAGGAGGUGGUGUUUCGGCCAGUCACCACCGUGUGCCAACACAACGUGUGCAAGGACUGUUUGGAUCGAUCCUUCAAAGCAGAUGUGUACAGCUGCCCAGCCUGUCGCUACGACCUGGGCAAAAACUCCACCAUGCAAGUGAACGAGACGCUUCAGACCAUCCUCACGCAGCUCUUCCCCGGCUACGGCAACGGCCGGUGAUUCUCUAAAGCACUUCUGACUCCUCUUGUGUUCAAACUUAUUCAUGGGUUCUCACUGGGGAAAAAAAAAGAUAAAGAAAAGUAGUCUGUGUUCUCCCAGACCCCUAAAAACCAAGUUUAAAGUCUUCCUUGUUUUUAAAAAAACGAUAAACUCCGAGGAAUCUCCUCCUGUGCGUUCGGGGGGUUUGUUUCUCUUCUCAGUGUUGGAACUUUGGCAUCCUCUCCCUCCCCAACUGCUCCUCAGCAGCACAGAGAUAGCUUUUUGAUGGACUUUCAAGUGCUUCCAGUAAGGCUGCUAACGAUUAGGAACCGAGUGCUCCCUCUGACUCCCCUUUUCUUGGUUUUUGCCCUUUUAUUUUGUUUGAUUACAAAACCAAUGGCUUGGUUGCUAGAACAAUCUUCAACGUGUGGGGAUUUGGCCCUCAAGGUAGAUUUGUGCAUCACCUUGGCAGCAUUUUGAUGCUCAGUUUGUACAGGACGGUUCCUGGCUCCUGAUCUUUGUGUGUGUGCCACAAGUGGGUAUUUGCUAUUCUUUGGGUUGGGUUUUUUUUAAGAACUGGGUUUUUCUACAUUUGACAAACCAAUCAAAAGCCAUUUCUUGCUAAUUCAAUCUAUCAGACGAACAGAAGCUGCUUGCAUGUAGCCAAGUAGUUGGAGCAAUAUGAAGUACUACCUCAGUUGGACUCCUCCUCACUAGGGAACUGUUUGAUCAGCCAGGUGCUGUCUCCUAGCCCAAAAUGCCACUGUGGGAUACACUAAAGCCAUCCUUAAGUGCCUUUUUUUUUUGUCCUUAGUUUGUUUUCCUGGGCUCUGAAUCACCAGAUCUAUGGUUUUUGGUUACAUAAAGCACUGAAUUAAUGGAACCCACCAGCUGGAUUGUUACUCUUUGGAGUAAAACAGACCAGUGUAGCUGUGUCCCACUAGUGUGGAUUUGCAACCUUCCAGCUUGCCUCCUAAAAUUAGGUGUGUUAUGGUAACAGACUUCUUUUUCCACCCCCUCCUUUUGUCACAUUUCUGCCUGGACAAUAACAAAACCUGACUCCUUUCCUUUCCCAAACCGUUUGGUUUCACUGAGAGGGCUUUUUGUGAGCGGAUUGUCUUUUCCUACCAUCACCAAAGUUUGCAGUUUAAUACCUCAACAAGACAGGGAUUUAUUACUUUUGGUUUUUUCCUCACACUUGACUGCAGACAGACUGGAACAAACGUGCCUGUUUCUGGCUUUCUUAACUCCUUGGGAAAAUGAUAAUGUUAAUAUGUUGGGGACAAAGAACCACAGCGUUUUAUAGGGGCGUUUUUUGCUGAAUUUGUCAGGUUUUUUGUACAAUGUGCAAGUUGAAG